AUGCCAGUACCAAAAAGUAGACUACUGAAAGUAGCGGAAGUAUCAGCAAGGAUAUUUGACGAAAACUUUAAUCCGAAAUGUAUUCGAACAGGAUCCAAAAUACUAUCACAACGUCUUAAGGGACCAACUAUUGCUUCCUACUAUGGUAAUCCUGACGUGCUUAAAUUUAAGCAUUUGAAGACGCUAUAUCCAGAAUUUAAGUUCAGUGAUCCAGAUGAAGAUUAUCGACUUGCAAAGGUGGAAGCAAAGAAGCGUCGUGGUAAGGGUGCACCCAAGAAAAUGAAGAAAGAGGCUGCCGGAGGUAAGCAUAAGAAGAAGUAA
This is a messenger RNA of Naumovozyma castellii, 321 nucleotides long. It is a transcript of the gene RSM27, whose product is annotated as mitochondrial 37S ribosomal protein mS33. The record is from RefSeq and is a predicted model, not a curated record. NCBI's taxonomy places the organism in Eukaryota, Fungi, Ascomycota, Saccharomycetes, Saccharomycetales, Saccharomycetaceae. The transcript has a single exon. The coding region runs from base 1 to 321 and encodes 106 amino acids.